Messenger RNA from Alnus glutinosa, 734 nucleotides. Its product is annotated as protein SPIRAL1-like 2. Gene Ontology annotation, cellular component: cortical microtubule, transverse to long axis. Bases 174 to 533 code for a protein of 119 amino acids. Lineage: Eukaryota; Viridiplantae; Streptophyta; Magnoliopsida; Fagales; Betulaceae. The transcript has 3 exons. The record is from RefSeq and is a predicted model, not a curated record. Gene Ontology annotation, biological process: cortical microtubule organization.
UUUUUUGAAAAAAAAAAAAGGGACUCGCCCUCUCUCCCACCAAUUUAUUUUAAAACUUUUCGCUAUAAAUAUAUACAACUUGCUUGGUUGCUUUUCGUUCUGUGUUGGCUUUGCUUCCAAUUUGGGUCCCCAAAAGAAACAAAGUUCGGGUAUCUGAUUGAGUAAAGGAGGAAAUGGGUCGUGGUGUCAGUGCUGGUGGUGGACAGAGUUCUUUGGGUUACCUAUUUGGAAGUGGAGAGACUACUAACAAGGCCCAAGUUGCUCAGAAAGAGACUACUAACAAUGCCCAAGUUGCUCAGAACCAAGGGCCAGCAGCAAACAAUGGGCCUUCUCAAAAGCCUGCUGCCGCUUCACCACCAAUCGAUAAGGAGACUCCAGCAGGUGUUCCUGGGCAUCUUACAAACAACUACUUCCGUGCAGAGGGGCAGAACUGUGGCAAUUUUAUUACGGAUCGGCCAUCCACCAAAGUUCACGCUGCCCCUGGUGGUGGAUCUUCCCUGGGGUACCUCUUCGGUGGUGGUGGUGGGAAGUGAUGUACUUGAUCCUUAAGACUGCAUCGACCGCACAGUAUGAGCGGAUGUUAUUCAUUAUUAUGAAAAUUAUUAUCUCUAUCUAAAAGAACAAUUGUACUCUGUCCUUGUGCAGUGUUAUGUAUUGCCUUGAUGGAAUUCAUGUGGUUGGACAUGCUUGGUCAUGGAUUUCAUAUAAAAUGUACGUCCUUGUUCAGCUUCUAA